CAACUCUGUAUACAGUUUAUUAAACAAAUGAAACAUCCCUCUACACAGCACACUUAUUUAUAUCCCUGGUACAUAUGAUCAGUGUGCAGCAGAGGUUGGACAGAAUUAACAGCCUGAUACAACUUCUUUCUCAUAUUCUCAGAUAAAGCAAAAUUCCUGCACUGGGGCAGAGCAAACUCCCAAACGACAGGAAAAUAUACAAAGUCCUCAUGACAAUCACUUUGCACAGGAAAUCAAACACAUCCGCAGACAUUUUAGCAGUCAGCACGAAGCUCCAAGCAACACAAUGCACUUUUUUUUGGGAGGUCAAAGCAAUUUUAAAUUCCCAGCCAGAAUUCUAGCACUAAAACAAGUGACUUGUACGACGUGUAGCAGCAGAAAUAAACUAAGCUCCAUUGCGUUCCUGCUUCCAAAUGACCACGCCAACCAUCGCCAGUAAUUGACAUGGCGGAUCAGACGACAUGCCCUCACACAAAAAUCAUAACAAUUCGGUAGUUUACAGUUGUUUUGAUAAUUAAUCCCCCCAUGCUUUCUUUAACACAGCUCCAAAGAUGUAUUCCCGCCGCCAAGUCUUAUUUCAGCAUGUCUGUAGGUUCUCAGAAAAAUUCUUUCAAGUCUACUAGCGACGUCAUUCAAAAAUCCCCGCCCACAUCGCUCCCUCCGCCGCGGACGCGUCCCUUCCUUCUCCUCCCUCUAUCUCUCGCCUGCUGCUUCCGCCGCUGCUAAAAAAUAGAGGAAGAAGAUACAUUAACCCGAAAGAAAAAAUAAUCCGAGUUUCAAUGCCGCGGGGUCGACCCCCCAAAACACGGGGAGGAUCUGAGCCAGAACCCAGUUGCUUACCAUCGCUGGACAGUGCCUCCAGGUCUUUACCGCACCCCAAAACCAGACGUCACGGCUGCAGCAGCUAGAAGGGAUGUUUGAGGCUGAAACUGAUGGGGUUUUAACGCCAAACGAUGAGAAUAAUUCUUAUGCCUACCAUGGACCAACCCACAAGUGUAAUAUCUGUUUGCUCUCCUUUCCUAAAGAAACUCAGUACCAGCGACACAUGCGGGACCAUGAGAAGAAUGAUAAGCCUUAUCGAUGUGACCAGUGCCCAAUGUCCUAUAAUAUUGACUUUAAUCUGACACUUCAUAAAGCUACACAUAAUGUGGAUGACCCUACGUGCCCAGCAUGCAGCAAGAAAUUUUCUCGAGUUGCAAGUCUCAAAGCUCAUAUAAUGCUACAUGAGAAAGAGGAGACUCUUAUCUGCUCGGAAUGUGGGGAUGAAUUCACCCUGCCAAAUCAUUUGUCCCUUCAUAUGGAAGAGCACAGGCAAGAGAUGGCAGGAAACAAAACCUACAGUUGCAAGUCAUGCAAGAAAACAUUUGACUCUACACCACAACUUAAAGAGCAUAUGAAAACACACUUCAAGAUUAGGGUUGCAAAUACUAGAUCUUACAAUCGAAACAUAGACAGAAGUGGAUUUUCCUACUCAUGUCCCCACUGUGGUAAAACAUUUCAGAAGCCAAGCCAGUUAACCCGUCACAUUAGGAUACACACAGGUGAAAGGCCCUUCAAAUGCAACCUCUGUGGCAAAGCUUUUAAUCAGAAGGGGGCACUAGCAACCCAUAUGGUGAAGCACACAGGUGAAAAGCCCCAUGCUUGUGCUUUUUGUCCAGCAGCAUUUUCUCAGAAAGGAAAUCUUCAGUCUCACAUACAGAGAGUUCACUCAGAGGUUAAGAAUGGCGCCACGUAUCACUGCACUGACUGUAGCUGCAUUUUUAAAAGCCUCGGCAGCCUCAAUACGCAUAUAAGUAAGAUGCAUGUGGUAGGAUCCCAAACAACAUCAGCUCCAACUGGAGGAACAUCCGCUGUAACUACGGACACAUCACAAUCCCAGCCUCUGUCGGACUCUAGCCUCCUACAGCAGACAUCAGAUGAUAAGUGGAAAAACGUAACAAUUUUUCAAGCAGUGCCAGCUCAGACAGACUCCACAGACUGUUCUGCUCCAGGACAACAAGGACCUCAGCAACCAGCUGUUACUGAUGUUAUCCAGCAGCUCUUAGAGCUGUCAGAACCUGUGCCUGUAGAAAAUACCCAAAAUUCACAAUCUGAGCAGCAACUUAAUAUCUCGGUGGGAAUCAACAGAGAUAUUUUACAGCAAGCCUUAGAAAACAGUGGACUCUCAUCAAUCCCAGUUGCACCACUUCCUAGUGACACCAGCCAGGCCAAGGCAACUGUUCAAGAAAUUGAAUGUCUUUCAACUCAGCAAAUGGACUGUAAUGACCAAGAGCAUGAAGUAGAGCAUGAAGAGCAAGAUAAAGCUGACAAGACAGAAAAAAGGAUAAUAAAGAAGAAAUCUGCCUUUUCAGCAGGCUCUGUCCGUGAGGAAAGUGGCAUCCGCUGGCACAUUUGUACAUAUUGUAACAAGGAGUUUAAGAAACCCAGUGAUCUUGUUCGUCACAUUCGUAUUCAUACUCAUGAGAAGCCUUUCAAGUGUCUGCAAUGCUUCAGAGCCUUCGCUGUAAAAAGCACACUUACCGCUCACAUAAAGACACAUUCUGGCAUAAAAGCAUUUAAGUGCGACUUCUGCAUGAAGUGUUUUUCCACCUCUGGAAGCUUGAAAGUUCACAUCCGAUUGCACACGGGUGUCCGACCAUUUGCUUGUCCACAUUGUGACAAAAAGUUUCGUACUUCAGGACAUAGGAAGACACAUAUUGCCUCCCACUUUAAACAGUGUGAACUUAGAAAGUUACGACAACAGCGAAAGCCUGGCAAAGUUCGUGUUGGAAAGAGCAAUGUUCCAGUCUCAGAGAUUCCAUUGCAAGAACCAAUUCUUAUCACAGACCUUGGUCUUAUUCAGCCGAUUCCUCGGAAUAGCCAAUUCUUCCAGAGCUAUUUCAUUAACAGCUAUACCCAUGAAGUUGACAGACCAUAUAAGUGCUAUUACUGCCACCGAGCUUAUAAGAAGUCCUGUCACCUUAAACAACACAUAAGAUCCCAUACCGGUGAAAAGCCAUUUAAGUGUACACAAUGUGGAAGAGGUUUUGCAUCGUCUGGUGUUCUUAAAGCUCAUAUCCGAACACACACUGGAUUAAGAGAUUACAAGUGUCUUGUAUGUAAUGGAGCCUUCACCACAGGUGGAAGUCUUCGUCGCCACAUGUGUAUUCAUAAUGAUUUACGACCUUAUAUGUGUCCAUAUUGUCAGAAAACCUUUAAAACUUCUCUAAACUGCAAAAAACAUAUGAAAACCCACAGAUAUGAAGUUGCCAGUCAGCUCCAUCAGCACCAGCCAGCAGCUUCAGAAGAAACACCAGCAGAUCAGAUACAUGUUUCUAAUCAGAUACAAGUGGAAAUGGCAGGAGAUGGACUGCAUCAAUCAAGCAGUGUUGCCAGACAACCAGAAGCUAUUUUACAGCUGAGCCCGCAGCCAGUUUUGGACACUGUCUCAUCUGCUUUGGGGCAGACUUUGACUGAGCAGACCUUAGAGACUGAUGAAGACAGAUUUGUUACUUCCCAGCAUGCCUUACAGGAAAACAUCAACCAGUACGAGCCUACAGAAUUGCCGCCACAAUCAUAUGAUCAGCAAGGACUUUCACAAGGCUUUACUGUGACCGAUGGCUUUAGCCAGCAAGCCCAGUUUUCAGCUGUGCAGCAGCUACAGGAUUCUAGCACCUUGGAGUCUCAGGCUCUUUCCACCAGUUUCCAACAGCCCACUCUUCUUGAAGUGCCUACUGCAGACACCAUUAAUGUUACUGCUCGCUUAAUUCAAGAAGGCACACAUGAGGAAAUUGAACUGCAGACCCAGAGUGGACCAUUUUUGGAAUCCACAGAGGAUAGAAGCAGACGCGCUUACAGAUGUGAAUAUUGCAAUAAAGGUUUCAAAAAGUCCAGCCAUCUUAAGCAGCACAUUCGCUCGCAUACUGGGGAGAAGCCAUAUAAAUGUGCAAUGUGUGGCAGAGGCUUUGUUUCAUCAGGGGUCCUUAAGUCACAUGAGAAGACUCAUACAGGAGUUAAAGCAUUCACCUGCAACAUUUGCAAUGCAGCCUUUACUACAAAUGGAAGCCUGACACGUCAUAUGUCAACGCACAUAAGUAUGAAACCCUACAAAUGCCCUUUCUGUGAUGAAACCUUUAGAACAACUGUACACUGCAAAAAGCACAUGAAGAAGCAUCAGAAUAUUGGUCCUGCUCUUGUUCCUGACACUGAUGUGGCUUCAAAUGAGGAAGGAGUUAUGGGUUUAGAGACGGAAGAUGAAAGCGCAGAAAGAUCAGCCUCACGCAAGUCUCGUCAUGGAGUCAUAACAUUUACCGAAGAGGAAACGGCAGAACUUGCAAAGAUUCGACCCAGAGACGGAGCCACGAUAUCUGAAAAGGUGCUGGUCCAGUCUGCAGCAGAGAAAGACAGAAUAAGUGAGAUCAAAGAUAAACAAGCUGAAAUGGAAACAGAACCUAAAUUUGCCAACUGUUGCAAUUUCUGUCCAAAAAGCUUUAAAAAGCCAAGUGAUUUAAUCAGGCAUAUCCGCAUCCAUACGGGUGAAAAACCUUUCAAAUGUGAUGAAUGUGGAAAGAGUUUCACCGUCAAAUCAACUCUGGAUUCUCACGUGAAAACACAUGCAGGGCAAAAACUGUUUGGCUGUCAUGUCUGCAGCAAUUCUUUUUCAACCAAGGGAAGCCUGAAAGUUCACAUGCGUCUGCAUACAGGUGCAAAACCAUUCAAGUGCCCUCACUGUGAUAUGCGCUUCCGAACGUCUGGCCGCAGGAAAACUCAUAUUCAAUGUCAUUACAAAGCCGAUGCCAAAAAAAUGAGGAAGCAUGUUGUACGCAGGCAUCUUUCUCAAGUUGUUGCACCCCCAUCAAGUGCCACAACUACAACAACUGACUCACUGCAGCCGAUAAACCUGCUUAACACGUCAGCCACAGACCCCAGUGUCUUCAUCACUAAUAGUUCUGUUCUAUCAAGCCAGUUUGAUCAAAGCCUGCUUCAGCAGGGACUCGUUGGGCAAGCAAUUCUCCCGGCUUCUGUAUCAGCUGGUGGGGAUUUAACAGUAUCUCUCUCAGAUGGUAGCUUGGCCACACUGGAAGGAAUUCAGUUACAGCUCGAUGCCAACCUUGUUGGACAGAAUGUUCAGAUUUCUGGCAUUGAUGCUACAAGCAUAAACAACAUAACACUACAGAUCGAUCCCAGCCUUUUGCAGCAAACUCUUCAGCACACCAGUAUAAUUCCCCAGCAGAUUCCUGGAGUUCCCAAUAUAGCCCAGCCAACCAGCAGCUUGCAGACCAGUGACAACUCUGUACCACCUAAUGUUGUAAUUCAGCCUAUAGCAAGCCUGUCUCUACAGCCUGCCACAUCCUCAUCUUCCAGACUGACAAUAGGACCUAUGGCUGAGCAGGAGUCAGUGUUAAGCUCCAGCAAUACAUCUGGCCAAGAUCUUUCUCAUGUGAUGGCUUCCCAAGGCUUGGUGCCUCAAUCUAAUGGACAACAUGAGAUCACACUGACCAUUAAUAACUCUAGUCUGAGCCACGUGCUGGCUCAUGCUACAGGUUCUACGCCUACAACUUCCACAGGAUCACCGCAAGAAAUAACACUUACAAUAUCUGGUCAAGAUAUCAUGCAGCUUGGACCUUCAGGAAACAAUGAUCUGAAUGGGAAUCUGAGACUAAACACACCAGCAAUUACAAAUCCGGCACCCGAGACCUCUUUAUCAUUAAGCAAUGAUCAAAUACUGUCACAAGCCAAUACUCUGACAACUACCUCAGAAUUAACAACAUCAUCUGGCAGCCUUCCCUGCACAACAUCAAUAUCACAAACCCCUGUUUCUACUCAGAAUUUAGUCAUGUCUUCUGGAAUGGGAGGUGACGGUAGUGUCACGCUAACACUAACGGACACACAGAGCAUGCUGUCUGGAGGUCUCGAUGCUGUGACUCUCAAUAUCACCUCGCAGGCUCAGCAGUUCCCUGGAAUCCUUUCUGAUAGUAGUUUGUCUGGACCAAAUGGAGCAGGCCCCCAGCAGGUCAUUUUGGUGAGCCAUGCGGCACAGCCAUCAAGCGCCAGUGAGCUUGGUUACCAGGUUACUGGUGAUGCACAAAUUGAAAAUAACAACCAAGCUGAUAAGGAAGGGAGACUUCAUCAGUGUUUUGAAUGCAAUCAUUGCUUUCCGUCAGCUGCCAUUCUGGCAGAGCACAACAAAGAAGCUCAUGGCAAGGAGCGGAUUCACGUUUGCCACCUCUGCAAUAAAGCCUUUAAAAGAGCAUCUCACCUAAAGGAGCACACGCAGACACACCAGCCUGGUCCAUCACGAAGUUCGCAGAUGCCAAAAUUAUUUAAAUGUGAUACAUGUGACAAGGCAUUUGCUAAGCCAAGUCAACUGGAAAGGCAUAGUCGCAUUCAUACAGGAGAACGUCCAUUCCAGUGCACAUUAUGCGAAAAAGCAUUUAACCAGAAAAGUGCGCUGCAGGUGCACAUGAAGAAGCACACGGGUGAGAAGCCGUACAAAUGUGACUAUUGCUCCAUGACCUUCACCCAGAAAUGCAAUAUGAAACUGCAUAUGAAGCGCACCCAUGCCUAUCCUGAUCUGAUAGACGAAGUCUCUCUGCACCAAGAGGAAGAGGAAGAAGGUGAAGAAGAUAUCCGGCAAGCUCUUGACCUGGAAGAGGUUGUUCAGGAAUCAUCAGGGGACUGGCAGUGUGGCAUAACAAAUGUUUUCCGGUGACUUUGUUCAACAACAAAAGUAUGCAGGACAAAACAAACACACACAACUCUUCAGUGUCUAAUGCCAAUGCGUUUUUAGAAAAUUUUCCUACUGGAUAGAACUGGUGAUGUUUUACUGGAACCCAUAGCAGUUCAUCACUAAAGGAUUCAAUUUCUGAGACAUUUUCAUAUAAGCGCUAAACACUUUAAAGUUCAACUCAGGUAACCUUUGACAGACCUUAUUUUCAAGUACUUUUGUGUUGUUUAUAAAUGCUUAUCAGAUCUUGUCAUUUGGGCAUGGAAUUGAGAUAAUCCGUGGACCUUUCUAUUUUCUGAACCUGAAGUGUAAAGCAGAUUCCACGCAUGCAGUUGAUUCUCUCCCUCUUUUACAGACAGUUUACCUGUGCAUCAGCAUUACUGACCAUCUUUACUUUAUUUGCUUUAGCCAGAAGUGUGAAAAAAGACUAAAAACUGUGCUACUUUGUUCCGUGGCAUUUUUUGUUUUAUGCUGGUUAAUAUACCGGGAAGUUCAAAGCUGAUUAAAGUGGCUGGGCCACUUUAGUGUAUGAAUAAGUAAAGCUGGAGUCCAGAGUUAGUCUUGGAUGUCUGAGACGUCACACAGCUAUUUUAUUUAAUAAAGUUUUGUUUAUUUGUUUUCCUCCUUUGUGUUAUAAAAAUAUGUUUUAUGCAUUUUUUUGUAGA
Molecule: messenger RNA, 7371 nt
Organism: Xenopus laevis (African clawed frog)
Lineage: Eukaryota; Metazoa; Chordata; Amphibia; Anura; Pipidae
Gene: znf236.L
Product: zinc finger protein 236 L homeolog
Exons: 34
Coding region: 914-6691 (1925 amino acids)
Biological process (GO): regulation of transcription by RNA polymerase II
Cellular component (GO): nucleus
Molecular function (GO): RNA polymerase II cis-regulatory region sequence-specific DNA binding; DNA-binding transcription factor activity, RNA polymerase II-specific
Source: RefSeq, a predicted model, not a curated record